CUUCCACCGGGGGCACACGACAGCAGCAACACUUCCGCAAACUGUAAUUUUAUACAUUUGACAUCUAAAAUGGGCCUUCGGAGCGCCACCUCAUUCUCUCAUCACAUGCAACGGCCGCUCAUCGAUGACUCGUACAUUUUGUAGCGCAAGGGUUGGUUACAGAUAGUAGUGAACCAAGGCUUGUUGUGUGUGGACAUUAGCUAGCCAGCCAGCUAACGGUAGCUAGCUAGGUUGCUAACAUAUUGUGGAAUUGAAGACGCUUUUCAAGAACAGAUUUUCGACACACGAUUGCCCCACUUGACAGUAGCUAGAAUAUCUACGAGGAACUGGACAAUAUAUAAAUCUGCUAGCUACGCUUACGGCGUUGGCUCGCUUCUCUUUGCUAAGAUUUAGCUAGUUAGUUAGCUAACAAGAAAGGAUAUUCCUGUGACUUAGUCAACAUUAAUCAUCUACCUAGCCAGAUUUAUUUUAAGAUUCCUAGUAAUCGGUGCCAUAUUAUCUAACGUUACACGUCUUGGUGUUGAGCCUUUUUGGUACAAUUUGUUGAUUUUUUUUAUCAAGGAACCAAAUCAAAACCAACGCUAGCUAGCCAACGUUGGUGAAACAAUCACGACGCGAGACCGGGUAACUGAUUUCCUAGAUAACGUUAAGAUAAAUAGCUAGCCAGCUAACGUUAGUUAACGUAACUGUCUAAAAAGCAAGAAAGGAAAUACGCUAUAGUUGUCCAAAAUUGGGGUCUAGAUAUUUUUUAUCCUGGUUGCUGAGGGACACCGAUAAAUCCAUUGACAUGAUGUUUCCACAAUCAAGACACUCGGUAAGUAGCUAACGUUAGCAUAACUAGCUAGAUGAUAGCUAUAUUCUAGCUAGUUACAGUAGCAAUUCAGCGUUAUCAAUGUAAGAAUAAAGGGGGAUAUCUACGAUGGGCAUAGUUGUGGUAUGUUUUCAUUUGUGUUGAUGGAUUCAAUCUAUUGUCUGUCACGCGCCCCCGGCAUUUGUUUACAUUCCAGGCUAGGUCCUACCUUAGCUAGCUAGCCAAGAUUACUAACGUUAGCUACAGUAGUUUUCAUUAUGAUCUUUACAAAUGGAUGUUUACCUUUAUUAGCUAGUCUAUAAUACUAUACUAAACGUUUGCAACUCAUUAGUAAUGUGACAUACUGGAACAGGGAUAUCUCAGCUAGCUAGGUAAAGUGGCAUGUGCUAACAAAACGUAGCCUAGCCAACGUUAGCUAGCUACUGGUAGCAAGCUCGCUAGAUUGUAGAAACCUAACACUUCUUAAGGGCAUGUGGGAUUAAGUCAGUUAAUUCAUACAAUCCAUGAUUAAAAGUUAUCCAUUGAAUCCUCAAUCAAGGAUUUGUCUUCAAUGUAAUCAAGGAUCCAAAUCAAAGUCCCAAGGACUUCCAGCAACUAUGCCAUGUGGGAUCACAACAGAAGUGGAUGUAAUAUACAGUAAAAUUUGCCAUUUAGCAGAGUAUUUUAUCCAAAGCAACUUAUUCAUGCGCACAUUUUAUGUGUGUGGCCCAGGGAAUUGCAUCUACAACCCUGGCGAUGCAAGCACCACGCUCUACCAAUUGAGCCAUACAGGAUUUUGGAGCUAUAUAACUUAGGCCUAAAGGUUUUUAAAUUAAUACUGGUACGCUAAUGAUGAUAGUGGGUGGGAAAUAAUGUAGAAUGUACCCGAUUUGUUAUGGUUGAGCCUAUUUCGGUGCCUCUUCUUUCUCUUUGGCGUCCUACAGCCCCCUAGGCUGGGAUCCUAGUUCACACUAUCAGGGUUUGACCCUGCAUAAACUUGUCCUCUCUCAAUUCCAGGGAUGACCAGCCCCUCCUGGAGAGCUGUGUGUGCUACUGGGUGUGCAGGCUUUUGCUCCAGCCCUACUAAUCACCUCAUCAGGACCUUGAUUAGCUAAACCAAGUGUGUUUGUGUAGGGGCUGGAGCAAAAGCAUUCACAGCCAGUAAGUCUCCAGGAUGGUAGUUGUAGAUCCCUGGUGUAAUUUGGGUGGUGGCCUCCUUCCACCAGUCUGGAGUAGUAAAGCCUUGAUGAGAAGAUUAACACUGGAUUAUGGCUCUGACUCAGCCUGGGGUCAUUCUAGUCAGUUGGUCACCUCUGGAAACUCUCAUCUAACCCUGACCAUACUCACAGACACACACAUCCUCUCAUCCUGUGCUGUAAAAGCCCAGAAAAACCCCUGCUAUAACGUUAAUCUCAGAGCUCAAUCCCUCUGUUACUAAACAAACAAUACCACCCCCAUCUGUCUCAUACACACAGUCACAAACCGUGCCCGCCUCCUUUCUAUCACACACACACACACAGAUGUACGUCCCUUCUGAUAAACAUACAGUCCCACAUACAGGGGGAGUGAAGAAAUGCACAUACAGAAGGGUAGGGAAUUGAAACGCAGCUUCUCGCUGUUGAUUGUCUGACUGUUUGUUGUUGUUGUCUUGGGGAUUCUGACUUUUGCAUUUGUUAUUGUUGUGUUGUCCCCCAGGCUUCCUCCCAGUCCUCCCAGCCUCUCAAGUUCACCACCUCCGACUCCUGCGACCGCAUCAAGGACGAGUUUCAGUUCCUACAAGCACAAUACCAUAGGUAACACUGAAACACACACGCUCAAAAUACCCACCUACACAUACCCACAAACACUCACGUCACUUACACUGUAUGCACUCAGAUUCCAACAUGCACACACUCAUAUAUGCACACAAACACAGACAUGUCCCUAACCAAAUGUUGUCUCCUAUCGAAUCAGCUUGAAGAUGGAGUGUGACAAGCUAGCUAGUGAGAAGUCAGAGAUGCAGCGUCAUUACAUCAUGGUGAGUGACCUCUUCUUUUACUUUUAGCCUACCUAGGAUACACCUUGGCUAUCGCUCCAAUUCUCUCAGAUAUACACAUGUGCAUUGAGGGCAUUUGGAAUUCUGCAGUAGGUUAAAGUAUUACGUCACAAACCCCCCAAUCUUCUUUUUGCAGUACUACGAGAUGUCUUAUGGGCUGAACAUCGAAAUGCACAAACAGGUCAAUUAUUUUCUCUCAUUCUCUCCCUCUGUUUUAGCCCUCCUCUCUCUUUCCCCUUCCUCUCUCCCCCUCAUCCCCCCCCCCUCUUUCUUUAUCUCUCCCUCUCUCUUUUCCCCUCCUCUCUCUCCUGGACUGUGUCGUAUGGUAAAGCCAGUGUUGUAUUCUGACCAUAGAGAUAGUUAGAGUGCGCAACAUUGUAUCCUUCCCAUUAUGGCGUCUGUGAGAGCAUUGGCACCAUUGAGGCCAUCUCCAUUUUGAAGUAGUACAUUUUCUUUUACUACUACUUCUGAGCUGGUUAACAAACUGAAAGGGUGCAUACGGCCACAUAGAAUGUGUUGUUUGAACGGGUAUAAAGCCAAGGUUGGCGAUUUACUGCCACCUGCAGUAAUGAAACGUUUCCUCACAAGUAUAAUUAAUUGGCUGAUCCCUCCUGAUGACCUGGAUGGAAUUAUGUGAUCCUUCCUUAACCCAUAGGAAGUCCCACCCAGCUGACUACUUCAUAAUGGUGAGAGUCCUCAAUGGCGCUGGCCAUGCUAAAACGGCCUUUGGGCACUAGAAUCCUCUCUCUAUGAUUCUGACUGUCGGUCUGUCUCUUCUUCUCCCCAGGCUGAGAUCGUGAAGAGACUAAACGGGAUCUGUGCUCAGGUGCUCCCCUACCUAUCUCAAGAGGUAUUACACCCUCCUCACUACACUAUUUUCCUAGGAUAACAUAAUCUCAUAUCAACAUGCUGUACAAUGUCAAUCUAUUUCAUUCUGUACAAUAGCUAAAUGUGUUUAGGGAUGUAGCUCAGUUGGUAAAGCAUGGCGUUUGCAACGCCAGGGUUGUGGGUUCGAUUCCCACGGGGGGCCAGUAUGAAAUAAAAAUGUUUUUAUGUAAGUCGCUCUGGAUAAGAGCGUCUGCUAAAAAUUGACUUUAAAAAAAAAGAAGCCUUACUCCUGCUCUGACUGUGUAAAAUGCUUCACAACAUCAACUGAGCUAAAACUUCAUCAGAGAACACACACAGGAGAGAAGCCUUACUCCUGCUCUGACUGUGGGGCAAGUUUCUCUCAACUUGGCAACUUAAUCCUUCUACUCCCCCUGACCCCACCCGAAAAAUUUAAAAAUAAAAUAUUGUAAAGUGGUUGUCCCACUGGCUAUCAUAAGGUGAAUGCACCAACUUGUAAGUCACUCUGGAUAAGAGCGUCUGCUAAAUGAUGAAAAUGUAAAAUGUGUUUGGAUGUGUGUGUGUUGCAGCACCAGCAGCAGGUCCUAGGGGCCAUAGAGAGAGCCAAGCAGGUCACUCCUCCUGAGAUGAACUCUAUCAUACGGGUAGGCUGGUGUGUCUAUUGACCGUGUGUGUGAACCGUGUGUAUGAAUAUGUGUAUAGGCCUCCUGUAGCUCAGUUGGUAGAGCAUGGCGCUUGCAAUGCCAGGGUUGUGGGUUCGAUUCCCACGGGGGGCCAGUAUGAAAAAUGUAUACACUCACUAACUAAGUUGCUCUGGAUAAGAGCGUCUGCUAAAUGACUAAAAUGUAUAUAACCAUGUAUAUCUGUGUGUGCGUUUAGCAGCAGCUCCAGGUGCACCAGUUGUCUCAGCUUCAGGGCUUGGGCCUCCCAACGAUGGCCCCUCUCCCCAUGGGUCUGUCUGCUCCUAGCCUCCCUCCAACUUCCAGCGCCGGACUGAUGUCCCUGUCCUCCAUCCUGGCCUCGCACUCCCACUCACAGGCAGCACAUGCACAGGUAACACACACACACACACACCUGACCCAGGUGGCACACACACCUCACACGGGUAACACACACACCUCACAUGGGUAACACACACACCUCACAUGGGUAACACACACACCUCACAUGGGUAACACACACACCUCACACGGGUAACACACACACCUCACACGGGUAACACACACCUCACACGGGUAACACACACCUCACAUGGGUAACACACACACCUCACAUGGGUAACACACACACCUCACAUGGGUAACACACACACCUCACAUGGGUAACACACACACCUCACAUGGGUAACACACACACACCUCACAUGGGUAACACACACACACCUCACAUGGGUAACACACACACACCUCACAUGGGUAACACACACACACCUCACAUGGGUAACACACACACACCUCACAUGGGUAACACACACACACCUCACAUGGGUAACACACACACCUCACAUGGGUAACACACACACCUCACAUGGGUAACACACACACCUCACAUGGGUAACACACACACCUCACAUGGGUAACACACACACCUCACAUGGGUAACACACACACACCUCACAUGGGUAACACACACACACCUCACAUGGGUAACACACACACCUCACAUGGGUAACACACACACCUCACAUGGGUAACACACACACCUCACAUGGGUAACACACACCUCACACGGGUAACACACACCUCACACAGGCAACACACUCCUCCAGGGCUCUACAGUGUGACCAUUUCACUCGCAUAUGUGACUAAAAAUAAAUGUGCGCGAACGGCAAAAAUGAAGUAUCCGUGCGAGUGGCGAUUUCUACCCUCAAAACCAAUACUGUCGUUUUGUUUCGUGGUUGGUAAUCGCACAAAGAACUACGAAUACCAUAAUGCAACACACAGCACAAUUAGCUAAUCGUAGCUUAAUGUAGUCAGUAGGCUGGAAACGCAAGGCUUUGAAUAGCUACCAUGAGAGGAUCUGCAUUGGCUUCUUUCAGGAGAAGGAUGAAGAGGAUCACCAUUUAUUUUAAAGCUGCACUAUGCAGAAAUCGCUCAACCUGGUUGCAAACAUUUUAAUUGUUUGCCUCAUUUCAGUUUGUGACAAAACAAGCAAGUAUAGUGUAGAGAAUCAUCGUACAAUCUAAACCGCUGUGAAAUAUUUUUCAUAACCAGAAAUAUUAUAUUUUCAGCAGUUUUGAAGCUGGUGUACAAAACCGAAAGUAAAAGAUGCAAAAAACUAAACUUAAGAACGGGAAGCAUAGAAAUAGGGUACAUAGAACAGAUCUACCACUUCUUAGACUUGAUUUCAAUGAGAAUGUCAGAUCUAUAACUCACAUUUCUAUGUGAUUUUGGUCGGGUCGCCCCAAAAGUUACAUAUUGCAGCUUUAAGCGACAAGCUCAACAACAGGAGCCCGAUGAGUCUGCCAGUGAUACUGAUGUUGACGUGGAUGUGGCUGAGCCCAUGGUCGUCGAGCCACCAGCAACACAAGAAGACCAAGCUAGCACUAGUAGUGACGUUAGCACCGAUGUUGCUCUGCUAACCAGUGCCACUGCCAGCUGGAAGCAUACAAGUACAGCGAACAGUGGGAAAAAGCUUUCCCGUGGUUGGAGUUUGAAGGUGAAUCAAAGCUUAUGUUUAGCAAGUAUUGUAAAUUGGUUGAUGAUGUCAUUGGAAACCCUUAUCUUCCUCUCUCUUUUUCUACCAUUUACAUUUACGUCAUUUAGCAGACGCUCUUAUCCAGAGCGACUUACAAAUUGGUACAUUCAACUACCAAACAUAGAAAUGCGCUAUUUUCACAUGUUGGUAUAGUGCUGGAGAUGAUGAAUAUGAAGUUGAAAUAUUGUGAAGUGGAAAGACACUGUUAAACACAACACGUCAAAAAGCACAUCUCAUCAAGACCAACAAUACUCGGGGCGCUUCAAUCGGCUGUGAGGAGGCAGGUGAAUAUUUCAGAAGAAGAGAUAAGAAUUAAAAUGUAAAUUCAAUAUAUUGUCCAUGAGUAAUUCUUGUGGUUCCAUGAUGAUGAGGUCAUUGUGCCAGCCCUAGAGACAUCCCACCACUACCUCCACUACUUUUCAUUGGACGCCUACAUUUUCUAUUUAGGCCCACGUGUUUUCUUUGUAUAAAAUGGCAGCGUAGAGCCCUGACCUCCCACACUGAACACACCCCUACAGGUAACAUACACACACCCCUACAGGUAACAUACACACACCCCUACAGGUAACAUACACACACCCCUACAGGUAACAUACACACACCCCUACAGGUAACAUACACACACCUCUACAGGUAACAUACACACACCCCUACAGGUAACAUACACACACCCCUACAGGUAACAUACACACACCUCUACAGGUAACAUACACACACCCCUACAGGUAACAUACACACACCUCUACAGGUAACAUACACACACCUCUACAGGUAACAUACACACACCCCUACAGGUAACAUACACACACCCCUACAGGUAACAUACACACACCCCUACAGGUAACAUACACACACCCCUACAGGUAACAUACACACACCCCUACAGGUAACAUACACACACCCCUACAGGUAACAUACACACACCUCUACAGGUAACAUACACACACCCCUACAGGUAACAUACACACACCCCUACAGGUAACAUAGACACACCUCUACAGGUAACAUACACACACCUCUACAGGUAACAUACACACACCCCUACAGGUAACAUACACACACCCCUACAGGUAACAUACACACACCCCUACAGGUAACAUACACACACCUCCUACAGGUAACAUACACACACCUCCUACAGGUAACAUACACACACCCCUACAGGUAACAUACACACACCUCCUACAGGUAACAUACACACACCCCUACAGGUAACAUACACACACCUCUACAGGUAACAUACACACACCUCUACAGGUAACAUACACACACCUCCUACAGGUAACAUACACACACCCCUACAGGUAACAUACACACACCUCCUACAGGUAACAUACACACACCUCCUACAGGUAACAUACACACACCCCUACAGGUAACAUACACACACCCUACAGGUAACAUACACACACCCCUACAGGUAACAUACACACACCCCUACAGGUAACAUACACACACCCCUACAGGUAACAUACACACACCCCUACAGGUAACAUACACACACCCCUACAGGUAAAAUACACACACCCCUACAGGUAAAAUACACACACCCCUACAGGUAAAAUACACACACCCCUACAGGUAAAAUACACACACCCCUACAGGUAAAAUACACACACCCCUACAGGUAACAUACACACACCUCUACAGGUAACAUACACACACCUCUACAGGUAACAUACACACACCCCUACAGGUAACAUACACACACCUCUACAGGUAACAUACACACACCCCUACAGGUAACAUACACACACCUCUACAGGUAACAUACACACACCCCUACAGGUAACAUACACACACCUCUACAGGUAACAUACACACACCCCUACAGGUAACAUACACACACCUCUACAGGUAACAUACACAUACCCCUACCGGUAACAUACACACACCUCUACAGGUAACAUACACACACCUCUACAGGUAAUAAACACAAAUGACAGUUCACGACUCUCUUCCACUCCUUGUGUUUUGUUCUCUGGUCUCCUCCCCACUAGGCUCAGGCCCAGCUGGCUAAAGAAGACAAGGCCAGAGAUGCAGCAGAGAGAGAACAGAGGGAAGAGGACGGAGACAAGUCCGACUGAUGGAGGAGUGUGGAUGGGGAGGAGUGGAGAGAGGGGUGAGGGUGAGACAAGUUGGACUGAUGGACAACCAGGAGUGGAUCUACUGUGGGAGGGCUAAGGGGAGGGGAGGGGACUGAGGGUGGGUGAGAAGGUAGUUGAGUGUUGGUACAGUAGGUGUCACCCUGUGGUUCAGCUCUUUAGAGUAACUCUCUGGGCCUCCACUCCACUCCAUCGCUUUCUUUUCUUUCUUUUUAAUCUUUUCUUAUCAUCUAAUCAGUUUGUGUCACCAAGCCUGUUGGACAGGUCUCCCCUGUUUUGAUUCCUUCCUCUUUUUCUUUCCUCCUCUGUUCACUAUUGCCGCUGACAACCCAUUGCCAACAGAUACUACCCUGACCUUUAACCCAGAGAUGCGGACUCGAGUCACGUGACUUGGACAUUCUAUGACUUGAGACUUGACUUGGCAAAAAGAAACAAACACUUGCCACUCGACUUCGACUUCAGCAUCUAUGACUGGAGAUUUAACUUGGAUGAGCUGAAUGAGUCGAGAGACUCGAUUUGUCAUCUCCCUCACAAUGUAGGCCUAUCUGUCCUACAUAUCUGAGUGCUGCAGGUUCUUUGCGUUUUGUUCUGUCUUCACCAAUCAUUUUCACGGAAAUCACAGCUCUCGCAGGCCGGGCAAAAGCACGUUGUCUAGCAAAGCGCGCGGCGCUCUCCACUGUCCUGCGGUAUUUAUUUAGCAAACGUGAUAACACAUCACUCCUGACAAACACAAGCAAGAACUCUAGACAGAAAUGUUACAGCAGCCUACACCUAAACUUUAUAGGAAGAAAAUGAGAUGAUUUCUCAGUCUGAUCAACUAGGCUACUGAUAAUAGCUGCAGCCCACAGCUGCAUAGGCUACAACCAAUGUGCCCUGUCCCCUCUUGCCCUCUGGCCAGGGUAAACAAAGUGGUAAUGUUACAUAGCCUAUUUAUAGCCCAUUUAUUUGUGUUAGGAGAAAAUGUGAAUGUGAUCACAUUUGGUUUAGGCUAUAUUCAAACAUGGACUGGCUAGGCUACCUUGACCUUUUUCAAUCCAAAAUGAUUAAUUGAAAUUAAUCAAACAAUACUACUGAUAAAAUGGACUGUGUGAGUUACUUUUUAAUUAUAGUUGCAGAGGCCUACACGAUGCAAACCUGCAUAAAGCAAGCUCAGCCCAAUGAGUUCUAUUGUCCAAUUGCAGUGGUUGUCUGUGUAAAGGAAACCCCCCUGUUAGUCUAGUUUUUAAAUAUAAUUCAUAUGAACAAGUACAAGGAUUCUGCAGUUUGACUGGGUUUUCAUCCUCCCUAGGGCCAGGAGUCUUUUUAAAAUAAAACAAAAAACAUGUGGCCUGAUUAGAAAAUCUUGGGUCCCACUCCCAUCAUUGCCCAUAUAAAAACCUUUUUACAACUGAUGAAUCACUGUCAUACCCUAUAAAGUCCUGCUUUAUACCUGGUUAGGUUACCAGAUUAGGAAAAGGUCCAAGCCCCAGGGAAAACCAUUUACCCCUCCACUCUGGGAACUGUGGUGCCACCUCUGCAUCAGGGCAUCAUCUGGAUCAGUCCCAAAACUUGUUGCAUUCGGUUUCAAAGACUGUGGGAGUGGGGGGGGGGUGACAGUUUGUAAAACACUGCAAUUAAAUUAGCAUAAAACACUUAACCAUUGACUUGAGGACUCGAAACCCAAAAUUAGGGACUUGUGACUUGACUCGACCUGAGCUGUGGGAAUUGACUUGAGACUUGCCUGUUAUUUCUUGGGACUUGACUCAAGACUCUAAGCUUAAAACUUGAGACUUGCUUAGGACUUGCAAAAUUGUGACUUGGUCCCAUCUCAGCUCUAACCCUUUAACCCCUAACCUCUAUUCCUCUUCUCCUGGUAUAUGUUGCCCUUUGGCUCAGAUUUAAACGAUCAAAACCUUUGAUCAGUGUCUAGGGACACCUUCCUCUUCCUCCUAUAGGUCUCUGCUGAUUGGAUGCAGAGUUAG
Coregonus sp. 'balchen' is the source of this 10434-nucleotide messenger RNA. The record is from the annotation of a GenBank genome assembly. Lineage: Eukaryota; Metazoa; Chordata; Actinopteri; Salmoniformes; Salmonidae.